AUGGAACCGCCCAUUCCAGGGAGUCUCAAGGACGUGGAGGAGCUAGUCACGGAGCUGUACCAGCCGGGCGACCCCAAGAGGAUUGCUCAUAUCCAGGAGGCGUUACACACCCUACAGCGCUCAGCUGAUGGCUGGCAACUUGCAAACAGCUUGUUUCAAAGUUCUGAUGAGAAAGUGCAAUUCUUCGGAGCCCUGACAUUUACCGUCAAACUAAAUACGGACUCAGCGUCAUUGAGCGCCACAGAUGCUGAGGCUGUUUUGAACCAGCUGUUGACAUGGCUGAUUGUGUAUCUACGGCGUGGUUCAGGGCCUUUGGCUCUUCGGAAGCUGUGCUCUACCCUCGUGGUGUACUUCCUUCAUUUUUCGGCAUCCUGGGCGCUGUGCGUCAAGCAUGUUAUUCUCUGUUUAUUUGCCGACGAAGCCGUUGGUAUAGAAAGGUUACAAGAUGCGCCGGAGACCAGCCAGCUAGUUAGCCGCCUUUCUCAAGAGAAGCUGUCUGCUGCACUGUGGUUUAGCACGACACUUGCCGAGGAAGUUGAGAAAGUUGAUGGGAACAACAUCAAACAUCACCAGUUUCAUGACCGGAUGAAACAAAACGCCCAGGAUGUCGUUGCACUCAUAGCCCCUGGACUUGCCAAUGUCCAUGAAGGGGCAAACCUGCCAGCAAAGCUACGGCAAGACUCGAUGAAAUGUUUCCAGACGUGGGUACUCUUCUCACAUAGGGCUUACGUGGACGCUGGCAUCACAUUGGAACCAUUGAAAUCUUUAACAAAGCAAGCAAUCACCUGUCUACCACAGGAGGACAUGUAUGAAGUUACCAUUGAGCUCUUCGCGGAUGUGCUGGGCAACUACUCCAAGUUCUUGAGUGAUGAAGACUUCACGCUUCUAUUUUCGCUUUUCAACAGCAGUUGGUCCGAACAGCAUUACAAGCAACUAAUCCAAGGCGAUUAUUCGUUUGAGUCACUUCAAUAUGGACAUUUUAUUAUUGCCCUGGGAGAUGCACGAAUUGAUGAGCUGGCGAAAGCAAACGACCCGGCAUCUCAACAGUUUCUGGGGGCUCUCGAAGGGCUUCUAUCGGCAGAGGGUUAUGUUGUCGCCGAAGACCAAAUAUUCGUUCCCGCUCUCGAGUUCUGGUCAACAUUCGUCGAAGUGAUGAUUGACUCCCUCUAUUCUGAUGAGAAUGUGACAAUAUCAAUUCUGGGACCACCCGCCAGUGGCGCGACAGGGUCAAAUGAAACACAACAUCCGAAAGAAAAUUCAUCCGAGAAAAAGAAUGAAUGGUUUUCUACGGCCAGGGUCAGUGUCAUGCGGGCAAUCGAGCGCUGCUGGCGGAAAAUUCAAUACCCCCCAGCUGAAGAAUCAUUCGACGACUGGCCCUCUAGCGACAAGACUGGAUUUAAUGACGCGCGAAUGGAAGUUAUAGAUUUUCUACAAGCCUCAUACACAUUAACAGGGGUAUCCCUAUUUUCCAUGUUAGCCGAUAUGGUACUUCGUUCGUUGCAGAACGAAGCAUGGUAUGAACUGGAAGCCUCUCUGUUUUGUCUUGGUGGCCUUGCGGAUUGCAUUUCAGAAGAUGAAACUACCGAUUUUAUUCUUGAAAAAGUUAUCAGCUCCGCACUUUUCACCAUUCUCGCAGACCCCACUUGUUCUUCUCCAACUCGUACAAGACAAGCGACUCUUGCUCUUAUUGGAAAAUACGACGAGUUCUUCAAAACACAUACCCAGUACUUACCAGAGACUCUGACUUUCAUGUUCAAGUCGUUGAGUACCACUGCUUUAGCUCCUACGGCCUCAAAGUCAAUCCAAUCACUUUGCUCUUCGUGCCGCCAAGCUUUAACAUCUGAACUUGGGGUCUUUGUUCACCAAUAUACGGAUCUGACUCUAGCACAUUCCGUUGAUGUUAUUGUCAAAGAGCGAAUUGCUGGAGCAAUAGGUGCCGUUAUACAAGCACUCCCGGAGGAGCAUUUAAAGCAAGAACCACUGCUAGGGCUUCUCAAGACUGUGGAAAUUGAUUUUCAGAAGUCUCUCCAACUUCGUGCUGCUGGCUUCGUCGAUGAGGCUGAAGCACGAGGGAUUGAGACCCUGAGAUGCAUUGGUAGUAUCGCUAAGGGUCUGCAGGCACCGACUGAUAUUCCCCUUGAAUUAUCAGAAGGUAGCCCAAGCGACAUUGAUAACUUCUGGGUCACAGGGCCGGGCUCAGCUACCAAUAGCCAUCUUCGAACCAUUAUAGAGAGCCUUUUAGCCGCGUUUCCUCAAAGCGGAGAAAUUUUGGAAUCUGUCUGCAACAUAUUCCGGGCUGGCUUCACUGAACGUGCUCCAAGUCCAUUCAUACUUCCGUCCGAAGCUAUUGUAGAUUUCUUCACAAAGCUGGGGCCCUCUACUCCACGACUCGUUGUCAUUAUAAGCACAGCAUGCUCCUUUGUAAGCGUUCAGGGCACAAAAAGUACUUGCAAAGUCAAUGCUGAAUUGCAUCGCCUCUGCACAUGGGUGCUGUCACUCUUGCAGGCCCUAAACGAUCCGUCUAAUGAUCCCGAGAUUGCACAAGCCGGAAUCGACUUUUUGUAUCGCCUUCUUCCUUCUCAUGUCAGGAUAUUGAUAGAGCAACCACCCACGGCCCAGGAAUUUCUUUUCAUGUUUGCAUUGAAAGCUCUCAGGGGCAGAGAUCCCCUCCCAAAAUUUGCUGCAGCAGACUUCUGGUCAUCUUUCUUGUCACUGGCAAACCUCGACGAAGACCUCCAAAGAUCUAUUGACACAGCACUAGAGCAUCUCGGCCCUAUGAUUGCAGAUGCAUUGGUUUAUAACAUAAGCGGGAAUGCUGCACGAAGCGAGUUGGACAAAGUCUGCGACCCUUUGAAGAAGUUCGUUGCUCGGCACCGAUCGUCCAAGGCCUGGCUUGAGAAUGCACUUUCCAGCAAUAAUUUCGCAAGCGACCGGGUUAGCGAUGGCGAGAAAAGAGCCUUCUUGCAAAAGAUUAUGAAUCUUCGAGGUGCCAGACAGUCGAAUCAGGUUGUCAAAAACAUGUGGCUGGAGUGCCGGGGUUCAAAUUUUGCAUAUACUUCGUGA
Messenger RNA from Pseudogymnoascus destructans, 3063 nucleotides. RefSeq lists its product as uncharacterized. The transcript is spliced from 8 exons. The coding region runs from base 1 to 3063 and encodes 1020 amino acids. NCBI's taxonomy places the organism in Eukaryota, Fungi, Ascomycota, Leotiomycetes, Thelebolales, Thelebolaceae. Gene Ontology annotation, biological process: protein import into nucleus. Gene Ontology annotation, cellular component: nuclear membrane; cytoplasm. The record is from RefSeq and is a predicted model, not a curated record.